CGGCUGCUGCAGUGUCUCCGAGGCAGGCAGGCGGCCGGGUCCUUCGAGCGGCUCCCAGCGCCCGGCAUGGCGGGUGUGAGCUUCGGGGCGCACCGGCUGGCGCUGCUGGCCGCCUACCAGGAGGUGAUCGGCGAGGGGAGCCCCACGGACUGGGCUCUGUACACCUACGAGGAUGAGUCUGACGACCUGAAGCUGGCUGCGUCGGGAGGAGGUGGCUUGCAGGAGCUCUCUGGCCACUUUGAGAACCAGAAGGUGAUGUACGGCUUCUGCAGUGUCAAAGAGCCCCAGGCAGCACUGCCCAAAUACGUCCUGGUCAAUUGGGUUGGGGAGGACGUGGCCGAUGCCCGCAAGUGUGCCUGUGCCAGCCACGUGGCCAAGAUCGCAGAGUUCUUCCAGGGUGUGGAUGUGAUCGUUAAUGCCAGCAGCGUGGAGGAUGUGGACCCAGGGGCCAUCGGGCAGCGCCUCUCCAACGGCCUGGCUCGCGUCUCCAGCCCUGUGCUGCACCGCCUGCGGCUGCGAGAGGACGAGAACGCCGAGCCUGUGGGCACGACCUAUCAGAAGACCGAUGCGGCUGUGGAGAUGAAACGGCUCAACCGGGAGCAGUUCUGGGAACAGGCCAAGAAGGAGGAGGAGCUGCGGAAGGAGGAGGAGCGGCAGAAGGUGCUGGAGGAGCGGCUGCGCUUUGAGCAGGAGCGCAUGGAGCAGGAGCGCAUGGAGCAGGAGGAGCGGGAGAGGCGUUAUCGGGAGCGCGAGGAGCAGAUUGAGGAGCACAGGCGGAAGCAGCAGACCCUGGAGGCGGAAGAGGCCAGGCAGCGUCUGCAGGAACAGUCCAUCUUCGGCGAGCAGCAGCACGAGGAGGAGAAUGGCCAGGAGCUCAAGAAGUCAGAGUCAGAAGUGGAGGAAGCUGCCGCCAUCAUCGCGCGGCGCCCUGACAACCCCCGUGAGUUCUUCAAGCAGCAGGAGCGAGUGGCCUCGGGCAGCUCUGAAGCCACGUCCCCAUUCAACCAGAGGACAGCAGGUCGUCUGCACUGUCCUUUCAUAAAGACACCUGACAGUGGGCCGCCUUCCUCCUCCUCCUCCUCUUCCUCCCCCCCGCGGACCCCCUUCCCCUAUGUCACCUGCCACCGCACACCAAACCUCUCCUCCUUCUUCCCAUGCAGCCAGUCGGACGCUCACAGAAAGGCCUCGGCCGUGGGCUGCAGCCCCUGUGACUCCAGCCCAGCCUCCACACCCAUCGGGGAGCAGAUCGAGAGGGCCCUGGACGAAGUGACGCAGCAGGCCCCGUGGAAAGACUCGCCUGGGCCCAGCAGCGAGGCGCCAGCGUCGCUGAUGGCAGACGAGCCGCCUGGGGGCCCUGAGUGGACAGCAGCGCAGGGGGGCGGGCUGGGCCCCACCGAGGACCUUGUGUUCGUGGAGCCCAGAGAGCCGCUGCUUUUCCCCGUGGCCAUGGUGCCCGCAGAGGGCGAGUCCUCAAGCCACGCGCAGCCCCCCAGCCCCAGCCCCGAGAGCCUUAUUGACCUGUGGCAGAAUGACAGCACCACCCCGCCCGCUGCCUGGGAGCUGGCCACAGCUGCGCCGCUGGGGCCCCCCACGCCCCUCCUGGUGGAGGUGGACGUGCCCCCAGCCACCCCCGCAUCCCCCGCUCCCCCUGACGACAACCUGCUGAACUUCGACGAGCUGCCCGAGCCACCAGCCACAUUCUGUGACGCGGAGCAGGACGAGGAGCCGGCCAGCCUCAUUGCGAUGGAGGGGCCGCACCAGAUGACGCUCAGCUACCAGCAUGCCCUGCAGGAGGCCACCAGCGGGCAGCAGGCCCCCGAGCCCCAGCUGCUGACCAACGGGGAGAUGGCCCAGAAGGAAGGGGUGCAGGCCAGCGAGGGCUACUUCAGCCAGUCGCAGGACGAAGAGUUCGGCCAGGUGGAGACGUCUGCCAAGACUCCUCCUGCUGUGUUCUACGCCAAGCCCCCCGAGAUCGACAUCACCUGCUGGGAUGCCGACCCGGUGCCUGAGGACGAGGAGAGCUUUGGGGGAAGUGUCUAAGGCUGGGCCCUGUGCGUGUCAGAGCCCCGGGACCGCCACCGUGAGAUCCCAGCAGUGCAAGACGGCCACAGGGAGGGGCCCAGCCCCAUCCCUCUCCGUCUGCCUGUGCCCUGGGCCCAGUUGGACAGGCCAGCCCCAUGGCACCCCUGCCCCCACAGGGCAACUUCUACAGCUUUUCUCUCUCUCUCUCUCCUUUUUUAAAAGUUGUCUCCCUAGGAGCCAUGUGGGUCCGCCCGCCCCCCCUUCCCCCAUAGCUCCAUGGUCCCCGACCCUGCUGCUCCUGCCUCUUUGCGUUGAGCUUGUAUAUUUCUGCGCACCCCUCAGCUCCCCCUACCCUGGUUCCCUGAGGGAGGCUGGGCAGCUGGUGCUCUGUGCAUGGGGCAGGGGCCUCAAUCGCCUCUCCCCUGCCAGCUCUGCCCAGAGCCCUGAGAACUUUGCACGAAUCAAAAAUAAAUAUGGCAAUAAAAUGACCCUGUGUGGGUGUGGCUCUGGCUGGCUGCAGCCCCUCACUUCAGCUGCACCCCAAGGUGCUUGUCCAGCAGAGCCCCGCUCCCAGAGGGGAAGUUGUUCCCCCUGCAGGUGUUAAGCACCCCUAGGGUGGGGUCUAGGAGAGAGAGCCAGUGCCAGGCUGCCUCUCCCUCCCUCCCUGCCUGAGGCUGUCUCAGCUGCAAGGACCCUGCCAGUCGCAGUAGGAGACCAUGUGGUGACCCCCCCCUGACUGUGAGCCCCCUGCGCCCCCCUCCUCGCUUGGCCCCCUUCUCAAGUACAGUAACUGGUUUUUUUGAAAGCACAAAUUGUGUAUUGGCAACGUGCUAAUGUAUGUUAAUAAAUAAAUUGCCUCCACCCUG
Molecule: messenger RNA, 2888 nt
Organism: Gopherus flavomarginatus (Mexican gopher tortoise)
Lineage: Eukaryota; Metazoa; Chordata; Testudines; Testudinidae
Gene: DBN1
Product: drebrin 1
Exons: 15
Coding region: 67-2040 (657 amino acids)
Biological process (GO): positive regulation of dendritic spine morphogenesis; regulation of actin filament polymerization; positive regulation of axon extension
Cellular component (GO): postsynaptic density; cortical actin cytoskeleton; actin filament
Molecular function (GO): actin filament binding
Source: RefSeq, a predicted model, not a curated record